CGGCCAUGGCCGACGAGACCCCUCGGAAGGGCAGUUUCUCGGCGCUUGUCGGACACACCAACGGCCUUACCAAGCCCGCGUCUCUCGCCGCGGCCGCCGUCACCUCCAAGCCCGGGGCCGCCGGCGGCUCCAAGAAGCUCGUGAUCAAGAAUUUCCGAGACAGACCUAAAUUGCCUGAUAACUACACUCAGGACACCUGGCAGAAACUUCAUGAAGCAGUGAGAGCCAUACAGAGUAGUACCUCCAUCAGAUAUAACCUGGAAGAGCUCUACCAGGCUGUUGAAAAUCUGUGUUCUCACAAAGUUUCCCCAGUGCUCUACCAGCAGCUGCGCCAGGUCUGUGAAGGCCACGUCCAAGCACAAAUCCUUCAGUUUAGAGAAGACUCGCUAGAUAGUGUUUUAUUUUUAAAGAAGAUUAACACAUGCUGGCAGGAUCACUGCAGACAAAUGAUCAUGAUCAGAAGCAUCUUCCUGUUUCUGGAUCGUACUUACGUGCUUCAGAAUUCCAUGCUUCCUUCCAUCUGGGAUAUGGGAUUAGAACUGUUUAGAAACCAUAUUAUUAGUGAUAAAAUGGUUCAGACAAAGACCAUCGAUGGCAUCCUGCUGCUGAUCAAGCGGGAACGGAGCGGGGAGGCCGUGGACCGCAGCCUGCUGCGGGGCCUCCUGGGCAUGCUGUCCGACCUCCAGGUGUAUAAAGAUUCAUUUGAACUGAAAUUUUUGGAAGAAACUAAUUGUUUAUAUGCUGCAGAAGGCCAAAGGUUAAUGCAAGAAAGAGAGGUUCCGGAGUACCUGAGCCAUGUGAGUAAGCGCCUGGGGGAGGAGGGUGACCGCGUGAUCACGUAUCUAGACCACAGCACACAGAAACCAUUGAUUGCCUGUGUGGAGAAGCAGCUGUUAGGAGAACAUUUAACAGCGAUUCUGCAGAAAGGGCUGGACCACCUGUUGGAUGAGAACAGAGUGCCUGACCUCACUCAGAUGUACCAGCUGUUCAGCCGCGUGCGGGGUGGCCAGCAGGCGCUGCUGCAGCACUGGAGCGAGUAUAUCAAGACUUUUGGGACAACAAUCGUUAUCAAUCCUGAAAAAGAUAAAGAUAUGGUGCAGGACCUGCUGGAUUUCAAGGACCGGGUAGACCACGUGAUAGAAGUGUGCUUCCAGAGGAACGAGAAGUUCAUCAACCUGAUGAAGGAGUCCUUCGAAUCAUUCAUCAACAAGAGGCCAAACAAACCUGCAGAGCUGAUCGCAAAGCACGUUGAUUCAAAAUUGAGAGCAGGUAAUAAGGAAGCAACGGACGAGGAGCUGGAGAGGAUCCUGGACAAGAUCAUGAUCCUAUUCCGGUUCAUUCACGGUAAAGAUGUCUUUGAAGCAUUUUAUAAGAAAGAUUUGGCAAAAAGACUCCUCGUUGGAAAAAGUGCCUCCGUUGAUGCUGAAAAGUCUAUGCUGUCGAAGCUGAAGCACGAGUGUGGGGCUGCUUUCACCAGCAAGCUGGAAGGCAUGUUCAAGGACAUGGAGCUCUCUAAGGACAUCAUGGUUCAUUUCAAGCAGUAUAUGCAGAAUCAAAGUGACCCGGGCUCUAUAGACCUGACAGUGAACAUACUUACAAUGGGAUACUGGCCGACGUACACCCCCAUGGAAGUACAUCUAACUCCAGAGAUGAUUAAACUUCAGGAAGUAUUCAAGACAUUUUAUCUUGGAAAGCACAGCGGUCGAAAGCUUCAAUGGCAAACUACACUGGGUCACGCCGUGUUGAAAGCAGAGUUUAAAGAGGGGAAGAAGGAGCUGCAGGUGUCGCUGCUCCAGACGCUGGUGCUCCUCAUGUUCAACGAAGGCGACGGAUUCAGCUUUGAGGACGUAAAGAUGGCCACUGGGAUAGAGGGCAGCGAGCUGCGGAGGACGUUGCAGUCCCUGGCCUGCGGGAGGGCGCGCGUGCUGAUCAAAAGUCCCAGAGGGAGGGAGGUUGAAGACGGAGACAGAUUCGUCUUCAAUGGAGAGUUCAAGCACAAGUUGUUUCGGAUCAAAAUCAAUCAAAUCCAGAUGAAGGAAACCGUUGAAGAGCAGGCCAGCACCACAGAGCGCGUGUUCCAGGACCGGCAGUACCAGAUCGACGCCGCCAUCGUCAGGAUAAUGAAGAUGAGAAAGACGCUGGGCCACAACCUGCUCGUUUCCGAAUUGUAUAAUCAGCUGAAGUUUCCCGUCAAGCCUGGAGAUUUGAAAAAGAGAAUCGAAUCUCUCAUAGACAGAGACUACAUGGAGAGAGACCAGGACAGUCCCAACCAGUACCGCUACGUGGCCUGA
Lipotes vexillifer (Yangtze River dolphin) is the source of this 2291-nucleotide messenger RNA. RefSeq names its product cullin 4A (gene CUL4A). Gene Ontology annotation, molecular function: ubiquitin protein ligase binding. Gene Ontology annotation, biological process: ubiquitin-dependent protein catabolic process. The coding region runs from base 6 to 2291 and encodes 761 amino acids. NCBI's taxonomy places the organism in Eukaryota, Metazoa, Chordata, Mammalia, Artiodactyla, Lipotidae. The record is from RefSeq and is a predicted model, not a curated record. The transcript has 20 exons. Gene Ontology annotation, cellular component: cullin-RING ubiquitin ligase complex.